This is a messenger RNA of Girardinichthys multiradiatus, 5950 nucleotides long. RefSeq names its product CCR4-NOT transcription complex, subunit 6a (gene cnot6a). Lineage: Eukaryota; Metazoa; Chordata; Actinopteri; Cyprinodontiformes; Goodeidae. The record is from RefSeq and is a predicted model, not a curated record. Gene Ontology annotation, cellular component: cytoplasm; nucleus; CCR4-NOT complex. Gene Ontology annotation, molecular function: poly(A)-specific ribonuclease activity; protein binding. Bases 140 to 1816 code for a protein of 558 amino acids. The transcript has 12 exons. Gene Ontology annotation, biological process: nuclear-transcribed mRNA poly(A) tail shortening.
CGCUGUUAUCGAGAGAGAGAGAAAAAAAUCCUUACAGUCGCCAUGAUACAGCAGCGGAAACGGGGAAGAAGUAGCUAGAAAACAAAAGAGAACACGCAGUCGUCCUCGCGUUUUGGUAUGCUCUUGCAGUGUUAUAGGAAUGCCCAAGGAAAAAUAUGACCCGCCGGAUCCCAGGCGGAUGUACACAAUUAUGUCCAGCGAGGAGGCAGCAAAUGGGAAGAAGUCAUACUGGGCUGAGCUGGAAAUCAGUGGCCGAGUAAGGAGUCUCAGCACAGCCCUGUGGUCUCUCACCCACCUCACUGCCCUGCACCUCAGUGACAACUCACUGUCACGCAUCCCGCCAGACAUUGCCAAACUACACAACCUGGUGUACCUGGAUCUCUCAUCCAACAAGAUCAGGAGCCUGCCGGCAGAGCUCGGCAACAUGGUGUCUCUCAGGGAAUUGCUUUUAAAUAACAACCAGUUGCGAGUUCUCCCAUUUGAACUGGGAAAACUUUUUCAGUUACAGACACUGGGGUUAAAAGGAAACCCACUUGCACAAGAAAUUAUGAGCCUCUAUCAGGAACCUGAUGGCACACGGAGACUGCUCAGCUACUUGUUGGACAAUCUGGCAGGGGCUAUCAAGCGCAUACCAACAGAGCAGCCACCAGCCAGGUCAUGGAUCUCACUCCAGGAACCAGACCGAACACGUCCAGCGACACUGUUCUCGGUUAUGUGUUACAACGUGCUGUGCGAUAAGUAUGCCACACGACAGCUAUAUGGCUACUGCCCCUCCUGGGCUCUAAACUGGGAGUACAGGAAGAAAUCCAUCAUACAGGAAAUCAUGAGCUGUAAUGCAGAUAUCAUCAGUUUGCAGGAAGUUGAAACGGAGCAGUACUACAGCUUCUUCUUGCCAGAGUUGAAGGAGCAGGGAUACGACGGGUUCUUCAGUCCAAAGUCACGAGCCAGAACGAUGUCUGAGUCGGAUCGUAAACAUGUGGACGGAUGUGCAGUUUUCUUCAAAACGGAAAAGUUCAGUGCUGUGCAGAAACACACAGUGGAGUUCAACCAGCUGGCCAUGGCUAACUCCGAGGGCUCAGAGCCGAUGCUGAACAGGGUGAUGACGAAGGACAACAUUGGAGUAGCUGUACUGCUUGAAGUCCACAAAGAGAUGAUGGAAAUGUCUUCUGGUAAAUCGCUCCACGGCCUGGACAAGCAGCUUCUGCUGGUUGCAAACGCCCACAUGCACUGGGAUCCUGAGUACUCAGAUGUCAAGCUGGUCCAGACCAUGAUGUUCCUGUCAGAGGUGAAGAAUAUCGUGGACAAGGCAACACGCAGCUUCAAGCUUUCCACCUCUGGUGAGACCAAUGCUAUUCCACUGGUGCUGUGUGCUGACCUCAACUCCUUACCUGACUCUGGUGUAGUGGAGUAUCUGAGUACUGGUGGAGUGGACUGCACCCACAAGGACUUCAAGGAGCUUCGUUACAGUGACAGCCUGACCAAAUUUAACUGCAAUGGCAAGAACAGCACGUCCAAUGGCAGGAUCACCCACGGCUUCAAGCUGAAGAGCGCCUAUGAGAACGGCCUAAUGCCUUACACCAACUACACCUUUGACUUCAAGGGUGUCAUCGACUAUAUUUUCUACUCCAAGCCUCAACUGAACGUGCUGGGCAUCUUGGGCCCCCUGGACCCUCAUUGGCUCGUAGAGAACAAUGUCAGCGGCUGCCCACACCCCCACAUCCCCUCUGACCACUUCUCUCUCUAUGCUCAGCUGGAGCUGCUCCUGCCCAGUGUACCCUCCCAGGUCAAUGGGCUUCACCUGCCUGCACGCAGGUAGUGAGACCCUGCCAUGCCACCAGGGGGAGCUGUAACCACAGCUUCCCCCUCCACCAGCUCUUCUCUCCGCAACCUCUGGAGGAGGAAGACCGGAAAACAACACAACCUGUAAAAUAAUCGUACAGUGAGGUCUGGCUGACAGGGAUUUCGUAUAAAAUGUUAUAGAUAUUCUAUAUAUUUUUUUUUUUUUCUGUUUUUCUUUUUACGUCCUUUUUUAACUGCUUGGUUCAGUCCUCUGUAUGUAUCACGUGUUUUGGACUCCCUGUUCUUAUCCGGUUCACAAACCCCUGCUUGCUUUAUUUUUUUGUCUUUUAACUAGAGGGGAUGGUAGCUCCUUCGGAUUCAUCACAUGAGUCUCUGUGUGGUUCAAUGGGGAAGCUUGAAAGCAGCUGAGUGGGUGACAUUUAGCUGAGAAGCUGCAGAGCUGUCUGUCUGUCUGUCUGUCUGUCUGUCCCUGUAUAAAUUUAAAACCAGCAAAGACAGCAGACUUGUCUGUCUCAGUCAUCAAUGUUUGGCUCAUGCUCGUUAUCCAUCUGUACUCCGGGCAGCCGGCGUAAAUUCUCAGUCUUUGUAAGAUGUGUACAUUUGUAAGUCGGGUCGAAACAGCUUUUUAUCGCUAUAGAUGAGUAUCCCUGCAAGCGGAUGCACUGCAGCUGAUCCGAGAGGAUGUUUUCUCCUGUCAUUCUGUGGUGCUCAGGCCUUCUGGUGUGGUCACGGCCUCCUGCGGUGCUACAAGAUAGUUCACACCCCUGACCCCUGGUCCUGGUGCAUUAGAAGCAGAAUCAUGUGACAUCGGCAGUUCAAAAAAAGAGAAAAAGUGAGAAACUGAGCAGCUACCAUCCUUUUUGCAGACAGUUUCAUCCCUGGCUUGUAUAGUUGUUAUGCUAGUCAUGUGCUUAAGAGCUCAUCUGGCCCGAGUAUCACCUUUUUUAGAGUAAGGAGCGAGGAAGUUAGGCUGAUCGGCAAAGCAGCGGGAGGGAGGGGGGCCUUUCACAAACCUUUUUCAUUGCCGUCAUUGGCUUUUUGCCACAGAGAGCGAAAAAUGGCUGACUAGUAAAACCAGCAUUCCUCUCACUAUCAGGAGAUGACCUCCAACUUCACUCAUGCAAGCUGUCUCAAACACACAGAGGUAAUUUGCAGGCAGAUGUGUAGCACUGUCUCCGAGGCCAGUAGUGACCUUCCCCCCAGCCAUAAGUUCACACACAGAAGCAGUGAUUUUUUUCACAAGUGUUUGUACAGAAUAGAAAUCUAGACUCAGUCUUUACAUGAUUGUAUAUGAACCACAAAAAGACCUGUUUUCUGGCAUUUUUUUUGUACGAAGAGUAAAUUAUGGUCAGAUUAAGAAAAAAAGAUUGUAUUGUAAACUAUGGCUAAAUUUUUAUCCAGUUAAUGUUAAGAUGAAUUAAUAUUACCAGCUUGUACAAAAGACGUAAGAGGAGGCUGCUUGCGGCGUUCGUUGUCACUUCUUUGCACUCCCAAGAGAUUAACUGUAAUCCAUUAGGAUUGUUUUGGUUGAUUUGCUCUGUUGUAAAUAGACAGUCAAUUUUUACAUGUUGCUUUCUGCCCAUUAACAAAGCCAAUGAUCUGGACUGCUGCCGAUGGUCUCGACGAUGGGACACGCAGCACCAAUUCGCAUCUGUUCAUCUGGCUCCACAGCGAAGCGCAAAACGACACAACAUGGAGAAGUCCCGCGCGUACGCCACGUACUCACUGUAGCAGUUGAUGUUGUCUUGCACUAUUUACAUGCAACAAACACCCAAGCAGCCUCCUCUCCUUUUAUUUUUAAAUACUGUUGAGACAUUUGUGAAGAUUUUAUGUCCUUUUUUUUUUUUUUUUUGUUAAUGUUUAUUUCCGUUUUUUUAUGAGAUGUGACAAUGUAAUGAUGAUGUUUAUAUCCUUCCUCUUCAUUGAGCUCUCUAGUAAUCAGGUAUGCUUUCUCCACCAGGCGGGGUUGUCUUUAUAAAUUCACUUUUGCCCCCAGAUUACCUAAUCUCCUUAGCUUCCUUCUUGGCCACAAAUACCCCCGAGCUUAUCCAUCACUCCCAUCAUAAAACACCCAACCUCAGACUUUUUCUGCUACACUUCUCUCAAACCAUUUUUUUAACCUCUUGCCCCACUAUUUUGUUUUGUAAAGAUUUUCGACCCAUGUCAUUGCAGCUAUAGUGCCAUUUGUGGACCACCCCUGCCGCUUGCCUUUGCAUUGGAAAGGGUUGGAAGAGCCCAUUUGUUCCCUGCUUUUUACUGCUGUUUCUGUCAAAAAGGCCAGGCUGUCAAGUUUCUAUUAAUCAGAUUUGUUGCGUCUGUGGGGUUAAUUGAAAUGCACUUAAACAAUUUGGAUGCAGCUCCUAUUAUUGUCCAAAAAGAACUUAGCAUGUUGAAGAAGCAAGGAAAUGGGUGUCAACUUUAGUGCCUGUCUCGUUCCUUCUGUCUUUCCUCUCCUGCAGUGAAAAUCGAUGUGUCCUAAUUGAUUUUUCUAUCCUGAAUGGCAUUAGUAUUGUAGUAGAUUUAAAGGGUAGCUUCUCUUUAUUUUGUUUGUUUUUUUGUAAAGUGUGAAUAAAAGAUGUAUUUCUUGUUUUCUUUCUAAAAAGAGAAGUUUUGGUGUUAAUGUGUAAAUCAUGAUUUCUACAAUGAUGAUGAUCUGCUACAUUGUUUUUACCUUUUCUUAUCCCUUCCACCACAAACCAAAUCCUCUGUCGAAAUCAUGACACAUUGUGUCGAUGGAUUGAUUGGAGAGGUCAAAUGUUCCUGGAGAUGCUUCACAAAAGGAAGUAACCACAAGAUCCCACCUUUUUCUUUGUUCUUUUUCUCCGUUUUAAGUUUCCACUUUACUUUGGAUGCUUCUUUGCACUAGCUGGAGAGUGCUGGUGUCCGUAGGUUAGGACAGCAGAGCUGUCUCACUAGUGGCUGCCGUUCAGUACUAGCAAAUACGUUUUUGACGGGUGUUUAAAAAAAUAUAACCUAAAAAAAAAAUAAAAAUAGUGUUUGUACGGCAAAGCUAACAAUGUGCCGUUAGACCGGUCCUGUGAUUUUAUUUUUUCUGUACUACCAGUCCCAUCCCAUUCUGAUUUCAUGCUUUACAAGUGGUUCAAUCUGUUAGACUAGCUAGUGAUGGUGUCGAAAUCUGUUUUUGUUUCUUUGUUACUUCUCUUCCUUGUUUCCUCUGAAUAUCUGUCAAAUUAGAGCUGAAUUUUGUCACCAGUGGGUCAUCAAGUUGCAAGCUUUUUAUUUGUUCAGGCUGAUUUAGCUUAGUGAUUUUUGUUUUUUUUCCUCCUCCUGGCUGCAUCUUUUUGUAAUGGUGCAAACCAAAGCUGCUUGUAGUACAGUUCUGUUGUAGAGACCAAUCUUACACCAGACAACCUUUUUCAUGUCUGUCAUUUUGGGAAAAAACGACCCGCCGUCUUCAUGCAAAGUAGGGCUGUUGUUUCUUUUCUCUGAUCCCAUUUAGUUUCUUGUUCUUUCCAUCAGCUAAACUUGGCAAUAAUAACCAGAAACAUUCACAUUCAGCCAUUUUUGUUAACCCUUUUAAAAUGUAGCCAUUGCACCCUUCAAACCGUUUCACCCACCUUAAAUCUUCUUACCUGCAUCGUUACCCGGACCUCCAACUCCCCCUCUCUUUUAUCAUCCAUUUUGUAUAUUUGCUCAUCUCUUCCUUGCCAAUUUUAGUGGUAGUUGUUGAAUGAUCAGGAUUGUCUAUCUGUAGUCAGCUGAGUACAUAUAUUGAUCUGUGUCACUGUGUUUAUGCACUGGACCAACUAUUGUUUACCAUUCAUAAAAUACCAGCAAAAAAAAAGGAAAAAAAAAGAUGAACACUUGCACAAUGUUGUAGAAUGUCCAUUAACCCAGAUGAGAAAUCAAGGCAGCUGUUUUCAAAUCAACACAUACUGUUUAAAACUGAAACUGAAUGGUAAACAAUGCUUUCUGUUGUAUCCCUUAGCCGUCCUUUUUAUUCUCUUUGGACUAGUUUUAUUCUUUUAUUAUAUAUUUUUCUUUUGACUACAGGUUCUGCUUGUUUCCUUUACACCUACCUAUGUAUUUUCCUACUUCUGGUUGAAAAAUAAAUUCUGUAUUAUCUGUUUCAAGCUGUGUCACCUCUUAUUCUUUGCAAUGGAUAUUGAAAAUAAAUUCUAUAUCUGUU